Molecule: messenger RNA, 1504 nt
Organism: Frankliniella occidentalis (western flower thrips)
Lineage: Eukaryota; Metazoa; Arthropoda; Insecta; Thysanoptera; Thripidae
Product: neuroendocrine convertase 2
Exons: 8
Coding region: 11-1480 (489 amino acids)
Biological process (GO): protein processing
Cellular component (GO): Golgi membrane; trans-Golgi network
Molecular function (GO): serine-type endopeptidase activity
Source: RefSeq, a predicted model, not a curated record
CACGUUACUGAUGGCUUCCUUGUCCUCCUUCCUCGUGCCGCAGGUCCUCGGGUCGUCGAAUGAGUUCCACUUCGUCCACCGCGCGCUGCCCGCCGCGCGUGCCAAGCGCUCCCUGCCGCACACCAGGAAGCUCAAAGUCGACCCUCUGGUGUCGAUGGCGGCGCAGCAGUCGGGUUUCGUUCGGGUGAAGCGCGGCUACAAGCCACUCAAGGUGGAGACGAUCGUCGGGCCGAUCAGUCCCGGGCAGGACCCCACGGACCCCUACUUCAACUUCCAGUGGUACCUGAAGAACACGGGGCAGAACGGCGGCAAGCCGAAGCUCGACCUCAACGUGGAGGCGGCCUGGGCGCAGGGCGUCACGGGCAAGAACGUGACCACCGCCAUCAUGGACGACGGCGUGGACUACAUGCACCCCGACCUCAAGUUCAACUACAACGCCCGGGCGAGCUACGACUUCAGCAGCAACGACCCGUUCCCGUACCCGAGGUACACGGACGACUGGUUUAACAGUUACACCCGGUACACCCUCACACUUGCAUGCUCAAAGCUGGGGCUGUGCCGUCGGAGUAGUAGUCGGGAGAGCAGCCCAUUUCCUCUGGCGCAGCCGCUCUCCCCGCUCCUCCACCUCAUCUCUCCCCUCGCCAUCCUUCUUCCUUCCUAUCACGCAAUCUCCAUCGCCUCCUCCCCACCGCCCAGCUCCUCGCCGCACUCGCAAGGCCCCCGGUUGUGUAACGACGGUACAUCUCUGUCAGGCAUCCGCAUGCUGGACCAGCCCUACAUGACGGACCUCAUCGAGGCCAACUCCAUGGGCCACGAGCCGCACCUCAUCGACAUCUACUCGGCGUCCUGGGGCCCGACCGACGACGGCAAGACGGUGGACGGCCCGCGGAACGCCACCAUGCGCGCCAUCGUGAGGGGCGUCAACGAGGGUCGCAACGGCCUGGGCAACAUCUACGUGUGGGCGAGCGGCGACGGCGGCGAGGACGACGACUGCAACUGCGACGGCUACGCCGCGUCCAUGUGGACCGUGUCCAUCAACUCGGCCAUCAACGACGGCCAGAACGCGCACUACGACGAGAGUUGCUCGUCCACGCUCGCCUCCACCUUCUCCAACGGCGCAAAGGACCCCAACACCGGUGUGGCCACCACAGAUCUCUACGGAAAGUGCACGACCACGCACUCGGGGACCUCCGCCGCCGCUCCGGAGGCCGCGGGCGUGUUCGCCCUGGCGCUUGAAGCCAACACCCAGCUCACGUGGCGAGACAUCCAGCACCUCACCGUCCUCACCUCGAAGCGCAACUCGCUGUUCGACGCCAAGGGCCGCUUCCACUGGACGAUGAACGGCGUGGGACUCGAGUUCAACCACCUGUUCGGCUUCGGCGUGCUCGACGCCGGCGCCAUGGUGGCGCUCUCCAAGCAGUGGCGGACCGUGCCCGCCAGAUACCACUGCGAGGGCGGCUCCGUCAAGGAGGCCAUGUGAGUGACAACGACACGACCGCGGCGG